GUUAAAAGGGAAAAGGGAAACGGGGUCCUAUGGAAUGUUUGUGUUUCUAAUGAUAGCACCCAAAACAAUAUUUUUCUAGUUUAAAUGAAAAUAAUUUUCAGUGGACGAGCUGGAUCAACAUCACAGUAUGUGGUUGUUCGAAGCUAAAAUUAAUGGAAAGAAGUGAACGUUCUUUGCUGAUAUUGUGCGCCCCUUUUUUCAAAAAGAAUCAGACACAUCAAUUCCUGAAAGAUCUGUGGAGGUUUGUCCGUAGGUGCUGCCAUUAUCAUUGGUCUGUGCAGUGGGCACCAAGAAAGCCCGGUUUGAGGGAGCAAUAUACACAGAUGGUAAAGGCCUCAGUAACUGGGAUGUUUUUACCCACAAGAGUGGCAAUAUCUUGGACGGGAGCAAUGGAGACAAAGCUGUGGAUCAUUACCAUCGUUAUCUGGAGGAUAUUGAUCUCAUGGAAAACCUUGGUGUGAAUAGCUACCGCUUUUCCAUAUCGUGGACCAGGAUUCUUCCCAAGGGACGAUUCGGACAUGUGAAUAAGGCAGGGAUUGAUCAUUACAGCAAGCUUAUUGACGUACUUUUGCAGAAAGGUUACAUCCGUAAAAUUAUAUCACCAUAAAACAUAUGGAGUUUGAAAAAUUCUGUUUCAAUAACUGCAGGAAUACAACCUUUUGUCACGUUGACUCAUUAUGAUAUCCCUCAAGAACUUGAAGAAAGAUACGGGGCAUGGCUAAGCCCUGAAAUACGGAAAGAUUUUGAGCAUUAUGCAGAUAUAUGCUUCAAAUUUUUCGGCAGCCGGGUAAAAUACUGGGUGACCCUAAACGAGCCUAAUGUCAUGGCAAUUCGUGGGUACCGUUCAGGACUUUACCCUCCCUCUCGAUGUUCGGUUUCAUAUGGUAACUGUACCAAAGGUAACUCUGAGGAGGAGCCUUUAGUAGCUGCACAUAACAUAAUUUUGAGCCAUGCGGGUGCUGUUAAAAUCUACCGAACUCGAUACCAGAAGAAACAAAGGGGUAGUAUUGGAAUUGUAAUGAAUGCCGCUUGGUAUGAGCCUUUCAGCAAUUCUACAGAGGACAGGCUGGCGGCCGAGCGAGCUCAAUCUUUCUAUUUGAAUUGGUUCUUAGACCCGAUAAUGUUCGGAAAAUAUCCCAAAGAGAUGCAUCGUUUGCUGGGGACCCAUUUGCCUGUAUUUUCAGAAAAAGAUAUCGAGAUUAUGAGAACAAGCAAGUUGGAUUUUAUUGGUAUCAACCACUACACGAGCUUCUAUAGCAAGGACUGCAUGUACUCUUACUGCGAACCAGGGGCGCCAGGUGUCAGCAAAUCAGAGGGUUAUUAUUUCCGUACUGCCUUUAGAGAUGGUGAGGCUAUCGGUGAACCUACUGCGGUCGAUUGGCUUUUUGUGUACCCUCAAGGAAUGGAGAAGAUUGUGACAUACGUGAAGGAUAGAUACAACAACACACCAAUGUUCAUCACGGAAAAUGGCCUUGGCGUUCUCAACGAGCCAAAUUCAUCCAUGAGUUACUUCCUUGAUGACAUCAAAAGAGUCGAGUAUAUGAACAGCUAUUUGGAUUCAUUGGCAAUAGCAAUCAGUAAAGGCGCAGAUGUGAGAGGCUAUUUUGCGUGGUCUUUGCUCGAUAACUUUGAAUGGAUUUUUGGAUACACCAUAAGAUUUGGGCUUUACCAUGUUGAUUUCGGCACACUCAAGAGAACCCCAAAGUUGUCUGCAGGUCGGUAUAGAGAGAUUAUUACAGCCUCGAGAGGCUUGCAGACAUCUUAAGCAAUGGAAAUUUAUGUGGACCAAGAAUGAGACCUAUCUUUCUGUACAUGAUAAAAGUAGAAGUGUUCCUGUAAAUAAUUGCACAAAAAAAAAAAAAAAAUGUCUGCAUAUUUGUUAUGGUAAAACUGUAAUCAGAAAUCAGUAUCUACUGUGAAACUAUUUUCAUACCAUAUCAACUCUAAUAAUUAACUUUUAUCUUCU
Molecule: messenger RNA, 1966 nt
Organism: Striga asiatica
Lineage: Eukaryota; Viridiplantae; Streptophyta; Magnoliopsida; Lamiales; Orobanchaceae
Source: the annotation of a GenBank genome assembly